Molecule: messenger RNA, 1624 nt
Organism: Dryobates pubescens (Downy woodpecker)
Lineage: Eukaryota; Metazoa; Chordata; Aves; Piciformes; Picidae
Gene: FAM76A
Product: family with sequence similarity 76 member A
Exons: 9
Coding region: 14-934 (306 amino acids)
Source: RefSeq, a predicted model, not a curated record
AGCGGGCGGCGGGAUGGCGGCGCUCUACGCCUGCACCAAGUGCCACCAGCGCUUCCCCUUCGAGGCGCUCAGCCAGGGCCAGCAGCUCUGCAAGGAGUGCCGCAUUGCACAUCCCAUUGUCAAAUGCACCUACUGCAGGACAGAAUUCCAGCAGGAGAGCAAGACCAACACCAUCUGCAAGAAGUGCGCUCAGAACGUGAAGCUCUACGGCACGCCCAAGCCCUGCCAGUACUGCAACAUCAUCGCAGCCUUCAUCGGCAGCAAGUGCCAGCGCUGCACCAACUCCGAGAAGAAGCACGGCCCGCCCCAGGCCUGCGAGCAGUGCAAGCAGCACUGCGCCUUCGACAGGAAGGACGACAGGAGGAAGGUGGAUGGCAAGCUGCUGUGCUGGCUGUGCACCCUGUCCUACAAAAGGGUGCUGCAGAAGACCAAAGAGCAGUGCAAGCACCUGAGCAGCUCCUCCCGGGGCAGCCUGCAGGAGAAGGAGCAGUACAGGCUCAGCAGCAGCAGCCACUACAACAGCCAGAAAACCUUAUCCACCUCCUCCAUUCAGAAUGAGAUCCCAAAGAAGAAAGCCAAGUUUGAUGCCAUAUCUGCCAAUGGGGACAGCUUCUCUCCAGACCUGGCCCUGGACUCCCCUGGCACUGACCACUUUGUUAUCAUUGCCCAGCUGAAGGAGGAGGUGGCUACCUUGAAGAAGAUGCUGCACCAGAAGGAUCAGAUGAUCCUGGAGAAGGAGAAGAAGAUCACAGAGCUGAAGGCUGACCUGCAGUACCAGGAGUCACAGAUGAGGGCCAAGAUGAACCAAAUGGAGAAGACACACAAGGAGGUCAUGGAGCAGUUACAGGCCAAGAACAGAGAACUCCUGAAGCAGGCAGCUGCCCUCUCCAAGGGCAAGAAGCCUGAGAAGUCUGGAGCCAUCACCUCCCCCUAGAGCAACCCCCAGGCUGGGAGCUUUCCCCAGCAUGGAGCCAAGGAGCCUGGGGACCUGCCUGGCUGCUGGGAGCCCAAACCUCUCUGUUGUCACCAUCCUGCUGCUGUGCACACGGUGGAAGUGCUGCCUCCAGCAGCGUCCUGCAGGGCUCUGGUCCCUGCUGAAUCCUGGUCUGGACCACGGUGAUCCACAGGGAGAGGUCCCAGCAGUCCUCCAUCCCUGCUCCUGGAAACCUUUCUGGAGGAAAAUGGUUCUUGCCAGCCCAGCUCCUACCACUGCCAGCCCUUGCCACUAGCAAAGAGGAGCCUGCUGCUGGGAGACUUCUUGCUGGUUCCCAGCCUGCUGCUGGGAGCAGUUGUGCAGAGCAAACUGGAGCUGCCUGUGCUGGGGGCUUGAUUUCUGCCUUCAGCUGGGCCCUCUUCAAAGGCAGCUGACAGCUCCCCAGCCCAGCAGCUGCUCCUGGAGGCUGUCCUGUGGCUCUGUGUUUAGCCUGGGAGCUUUGGGGUUGCUUUUCUCUCUCAGCUUGGCAAACUCCACUGCCUGCUUCUGCCUUGUGUGGGGUGGGUUGGGAGCCAGAGUGGACAGUGCAGACCCAGCCCCACCCAGAUGCCUCCCUCCUGGUGGCUUGGUGACCUCUGAGGCUUUGAUGACUGCAGCCUGGUGUGACCCAGCUGCCCCUGCUCUGUUUCC